This is a messenger RNA of Nomia melanderi (Alkali bee), 10676 nucleotides long. RefSeq names its product Inositol phosphate kinase 2 (gene Ipk2). The record is from RefSeq and is a predicted model, not a curated record. NCBI's taxonomy places the organism in Eukaryota, Metazoa, Arthropoda, Insecta, Hymenoptera, Halictidae. Gene Ontology annotation, molecular function: inositol-1,4,5-trisphosphate 3-kinase activity; inositol tetrakisphosphate kinase activity. Gene Ontology annotation, cellular component: nucleus; cytoplasm. Gene Ontology annotation, biological process: inositol phosphate biosynthetic process.
AGUGUGACGAAAGAGACAGCUAUAGAAAAGUAGGAAGACGUCUAGUGGAAGGACGUGUGAUCAUUCAGAAUUAUGUGAAGUUUAAAGUCGUGAACAUAAUCUUUGUUCCGCCUAAUAUACGGACGGCUUCGAACGGGAUUGUAUACGUGAAAGUGUUACGAUCGGGAGCACGUUGCACUGUGUUGUUGUGAAGGGACUGGUUAUCGUAUAGGUUAUAAUAAUAGAUAGGCAUGUAAAAUGUCAUAGAUGUAACAUUUGUAAAAGAAGAGUGGCUAAUAAAUUAUUCUCCUGUUAUAUCCAAUAAAUGUACGUAUGCCUCGUAUGAGUCGCAUUUUAUGAUUCUUUCGAUUGCUCGGAAAGCUCGUUUCCUAAAAUGUUACGAAGUUUCUUCAUGCUAAUUAACGAACACGUAUGUUAGCACCUUGUAGCCGUAGCUAAUCAGGUAGAGAAUUGUUUAAUUUCGCUCUCAUUUAGUAUUGUCCUUGCUAAUAUUAUAUUUUCAAAAGACCGACGAACAACACGAUUUGUUGGUAAAAGCGCGAAUUUAGAACAUUCAAUUUUCCACAAACACAUUGUGCCCUCUACCGCUAUAAGCGAGCAUUGUAACGGGGACGUUUGAAAAUAUCCGCGGGAAAUGUUCAUUUUAAUUUACCUCGACGUUUGUUCGCCUGUAUGAGCAACGAGAGACUGCACCGAUAUUAUAAUUCAGUGUGAUGUGAAUUUACCUGUGACAUAGAAUCGAUGCAAAAUUAAAGAAUGCGGAUGUACGAGCGGAAAGGAUUAAUCGAAGACGGAAAUAAAAACCGGCCGGAGACAAUUAGAAUAAGCUUCCAUGUGUAACCGUCGACGGUGGAGGCGGGGUUCGCAACGAAGAUAAGAUCUUUGCGAACGGUGCAACUCUUUAAUUGCAGAAGUUAAUUACUGCGCGCCACACAUACAUACACACACAGAGAGCGAAAUAACGAUGACGACUUUAGACCAGCAGACCGACAAAACCCUAUGCCAUCUGGACAAGGUGCCAGGCACGGAAUUCGGCGAGAUCUCGUCCGAUUGCGGGUUUCACGAUGCCAUCAGUCUGCUCGAGACCCAAGUGGCCGGACAUCCGUCCAACGACAAACGACGCACUAUUGGUAUGUUACGUAGACCGGAUGGUCGGGUGCUAAAACCAGUUGUCAAACCAUUACUUGGUAAAAGGGAGAUCGCAUUCUAUGAGAGCUUAGAGGAAUCAGAAGAUCCUGUUAUGUUGCAGUUGAAGAAUUAUGUGCCAAAAUAUUACGGCACGACAGAGUUACAAAUAUUUGGCAAACGAGUAACAUUCCUUACGCUGAAAGAUAUUAUUGACGGUAUGGCGGAACCGUGCGUGAUGGAUAUAAAGAUAGGUAAACGAACCUGGGAUCCUUUGGCCACGCCGCAAAAAAGGGCCACCGAAGAAUUAAAGUACGCCGAAUCCAAACGCACUUACGGAUUUUGUAUAACUGGAUUUCAAGUUUAUUGCCUACCAUCUGGAUUGAUUAAGAAGUUCGGCAAACAUUAUGGCAAAACCCUUGACGCCAAGGGUGUUGUGGAAGCGCUGAAAAUGUUCCUGAACAUAAGUCCAGACAGGCCGCCCUGCCGUCAGUUGAUCGUGCAGCUACUCUCUUUCCUGUGGAAGAUCAUGCUGUUCUUUCGUACCCAGCGGCUGUUCCGCUUUUAUUCCAGCUCGCUGUUGGUGGCCUACGACGCGAAAAGGCUGCGGCACUACCUGCACCUGAACAACGCGGACAAAGACAGGGCCGCCGGUCACGUAGCCAAUUCGUUCGCCGGCGCGAGCAAUCACGCGCCGGCCGCCGCGACGAAUGUGUUCAAAGAGGCCAGCGAAGAUGGCACCUGCAACUCGGCGACGGCGAGCUCCGUCGGGACGGCCGACGGUGGCCACGCCGCGGAGAGGGUGCACUACAUAAAGCGCAGCAUCAGCCUAAGCAGCGAGUGCGAAUUGACCGGCAAGGGAGUAGCGAUGAACAGGAGCGAGUCCUGCAGCUCGGACUUCAGGGCGGACCGGCUGUGUCGCACCCACUCCUACGGGAACAAUUUCGACGACGACGUUGCCCAGAUGAAGGAGGACUACGACGCCCUGUUGAGCGAGCUGAGCAGCUCAUCCGACGAGAAGCUGAACUGGGUCAGAGUGAACAUGAUCGACUUCACGCACGUCUUCCCCACCGAGGACCGGAACACGUUGGAUGUAAAUUAUUUGGAGGGGAUCGAGAACCUGAUCAAACUCGUGGAGAUGUUCUUGGUCCCGAAGGACAAGGACGCAUAAUUUUAUUCAGCGUAACGUAGAGGUUGAUGUUACAAGUUUCUUUUUUUUCUUCUUAUUUUUUCCCUUUUCUUUUUUCUCCUUCUUCUUCUUCUUCUACUUCUUCUUCUUCUUCUUCGUAUUCUUUCGAAUCGCGUGACAGGAUAAGAGCGUUAAAUUGUAUUUUAUAUUCCGCAAUGAAAUUAGAUUGUUUAACGUUAGUGCCAGUUAGAGUCGCGAACGGGUGCUUGUAACUCGUGUUAAUUGUACAACGGUCGGCUGGCGCGAGGAACCACCCGGGGAAUCGGAAACUUUCAAUGGACGCGUCGCCGGAGAGCCGUUCGAUGGGUAAAUUGUUUGCCGUCGUUUACCAUUCGUCGGUAUCUCGCGGACGAUCUCCGGUAUUCGGGAUUAACACGACGAGGAAGAACCUACGAGCUAAGUGUUAAUUGUUUCGCACCAGAUGCAACACGUCUGUGUAACAUUCACGUUCCUUCGAUGUACCUCAUUUUGUCGCAAUUCCUGCACUAUUAACGUCUACGCGCACCGGUUUUUAUUCGGGCGAGCAUUAACACACGUAUGUACAUGUUUCGUAUGUACCCCAUGAACUGUUGUAGAUCAUCGAUUUUCUCCGUACCGUUCACUAUGUUACUUCCGCGCAAGUAAGGUUUUAUCAUCGCAUAUACCAAACAUGAAAAUUGUUAUGUUAAUAUAAUGCAAGAAAAUAAAAGAGUUAUGUAAAAAUGGAGGUCUUCAUUGACGCCCCUCGCGAAACGAGCGUGUGCAAUUCUCGUUUCAUUUGUGCGCGAUUUUAUCGAUUCUAUAGUGUAAUGAAGUUGCGUGGAAUAGAAUCACAGUGAUAUCGAAUUAAUGAUAGCAAAUUGAUUUAAUGCAUCUGGAAAACGUUACUUACGUCUCGAAUAUAUUAAAAACUCUACUGAUCGUACAUUUAAUUACGAAGCAUAAUAUUUAAUGAUUCGUUUACAUUUAAUCUGAUUUAUCUAUUAGCUCGAGUAACAAUUUACAUACUAAGUAUCGAUACUUCUGUCUAAAUAAAAUAUUUAUUUGUUACACUACUCAUUUUCUUCUCGUAUUAUCGAAGAAUUCGAACAGGCACACGUUCGAAAUUCUCGAAUCAAUGAAUUUCCGGUAUCGAACUUCGUAUAUAUCGAAAGAAGAUGAGUUCCGGUAAAUGACAGUUUUAUCAAAAAUCCGUCAAAAUGUCUUGCGAUUGUUUCCAAUUUCCGCGUACCCAGCCGGUUUAAAUUACUCCGUUCGAAUAUUUCAUUAAGACGAAUUUCGUUACUUUCGCAUGGGAGUCACGUACUUUUCGGUUAUCCCAGGAUUUCGGGCGCGCUUGAUAUAUCGUGUGAACAAAGAAGCCCCGCGGCUGUACAGCUAUCUAACUUAAUUACCACGGCCACGAUUAAUGACGCGGGGUUCUGUUAAUCAACCCACAGACGCGACCGCGAGGGUUAACAUUGGAUUACGCGUUCUGAAUAGCGCGAAAGCACGUGAUAUCAGCUCCGCCAGUGACACGACGAUACUUUCACUCGUUAUAGAGCCCUGCCCACCGGCAAAUUUCGUUGAAUUAUCGGUUUCAACGUAAUCAAAGUUUUAGUUUCGUCCGAGUUAAAGAUACCUCCGAUAAACUAGUUUAAAAGUUUCGCGAAUUAAAGUGUCUCGAGUAUAUAAUGAGCGAACAUAUUUAUUGAGUUCCAUCGACAGGUGCUCGUCGACAGAUCCGACAUAAAAGUGAUAAUGCGAAAUGACAUCUCGUAAAUUGACCGCGUUAAUUAAGAAAUUUCUUCGGUGGAAACUGAUAUGUCCAUAUUGACGUUUUAUGUUCGCGGACGAUCUCGAUGCAUACUUCGAGAAUAUAUAUGUGCUAAUGUGUGUUCGUAAAUUAAUGUGUCUCGCUCAGAAUAUUGUAGCUGUAAUGGUAUUCGCUUUGAAAUUUUUCUCGAAUUCGUAUUGUUUAUCGCAUUUUUUUGUUAGAUCUUUAUGCGCAAUCUGUAAUGCACGCAGAAGGAACUCGAAACGGAGGAAACGAAUACGGCGAAAUGAAAAUCUUCUCGUCGUACGUUCGUGCGUUUGGUGAAUUUAUUAUUAAUUAAGAUUGUAAGGGGAAGUAUUAUAUGAAGGAUUACGGGAAUGAAAAUUUCCGAGGAAAGCGAGCACGACGUCGGGGACGAAGUUUAAUUAGCGCGUAUUUGUAUUAACGGCUGUAGGAAUAUUAAUGGAACAAGUUGGACUUCUUAAUGCAGCUCGAUAUGUUUUUUCUGCGGCAAGUCAAUGGACCAUUUCGAGGGCAGCUAUCGACGUCUGAUCAAAACGAUCAGCCUUGCAAUUACGUUGCCGAGAUUUCUCAAGACUUGCGCGCACGCGUUGCCUAAGAAAUCUGCAGCUAAUUUAAUAAACGGUCUAUUUAAGGACUACUUAAUACCAUAUUGAUACAGUAUUAGAAUCUUUUUGCAAAGUAAAUGAAACAUGCACUUUUAUAAUUGUUCUACUAUCUAUAAUGCAAAUGCGACCUUCCGAAGAAUAUUUUUCGAAAUUUCAAAUAAAGCUUGGUUCACUUUUCAAUUAUUUCUAAGAAAUUAUAAAUAAAAGCUUGAAAAAAGCAUGAUAUUAAAACAAAUAAUAAUGAAUAAUGAUAGUGCUAAAUGCUAAAACCUGCCGAAAAUAAUAUUAAAAGUAACGAAAUGCAUUUGGCAACGAAGAGAUCGAUGAAAACUGCGAGCCGGAAAAAGGAAACAUUGAAAAGGCACUAUCAGCAUCUAAAUAUACAUGCUCUAUAUUUCCCUGGCCAUUCGUCAUUGACCUCUUUUCGUCUCGUGUGUCGUUGUGCCAGCUUUCUUAUUGCUGUAUGUACAAGUUUUUCGCUAAUGCUCCGCGCCACGUUAUGUAUCUACAUAUUCAGUCGACAUUUGCACUGCGCCGCGGUGAAAGUCUGUGUGAAACAAAAAACAAGCAGUAAUCACACCAUACAAGGACGAAACUACAAGGCACACGAUGGAAAACAUCUGCUUGGAACUUCGGUUCAACGCUUUGAAAAUAAGCAGCAGAUAUCACGUAACUUUGCAAAUAGAACUUUUUGCUAGAAAGUUUCUUGCUAAAGAUUUACGAAAGUUGUCGCAUAUGCGUGCAAAAUGCGAAGAGAUUGAUGACCAUGUGAAAAUACAGGCUGCAGGUCUAGACUAUGGCUCUUCGGAAAGAAAACUGGGAUUCAUUCAACCUGGGAAACCUCUAAGGCGCCGGUGAGCCGGUAGCUUAGCACUGUUGGGAUUCUAGGGUGAAGGUCUCAUCAGGACAAAGCCUUCAGCUAGGCAGUCGAUGGGACAAAGAGACUGCUGAUGGUCAAGAUCAAGUCUAGACCACGAUACCCAAGUGUCACGGAGAGGAACGUGAGGAUUUUUCUGUGGAACUGCCGGGGACACGAAGAUUUAAUUGGAAAAAUUGUAUUGACCGUAGAACACUUACAAGAACCAAUGGAAAUUAUUUUAUUACGGACGCUUUCGAAAGAAAUGAUCCCUCGUCGCCGAUAGUGAACAAUCAUAACGAUGACGGAAAGUCCGGUCAAUAAGGUGUAUUAUAAUCAAUGAUAAAUUGUUUCUUUAAUAUGAUAUACCUACUAGCAGUAAUAAAUAAAGGUAAAAUAAAGGUUGAAUCGGAUGCGUCAGCUACAUGAAAAUUUCGAGUACAUAUCGGAUACAACAUCGACCCCAGAUAAUACACGCAUACACAGUCCAGUUUUUAACACUUUGUUUAUUUACGUCCAUUUAUAUAUUUACAAACUCGAGAAAACGGAUCUGAUGUCUUCGACUGCGGAAUAGAAUACUUUCGAACUCGUUUUAGGAAAUUCGUUGCAACGAUCGUCGCGAAUGGGAUAAAACAAUUUUCCUGUGUGGCUUCUACAGAAAUCGGUUCUAUUGCUGCUCCACGAAAUUUCAGUUGGCAUCUCGGUGCGAACUUAUCGCUGCGAACUGAAAAAUCAGAGGGGGAACUGACGUUACGCGGUCGCAAGGGUAAUGAUUCGGGUUACUUGGAGAACGAAAAAUAUUUCCGUUGCGCGAAGGAUUAACUGCGAUCGCUUCACGCGUGAAUUUGAUAUCAGUGCGGACACGAUGGUCGAUGUUAACGUUGACUUUUUGCCGGGAAACAAAAAUUUCGUGUCGAUCAACGAUUCGUGAUGAGUACAGCGAAAAUAUAUCUUAUCAUCUUACAUUCAUUGUUGACUCGUUACAGAGAUUCACUUGAGAUAGGGUUACCACCUUUUUGAAAGAGUAAUCCAGAACACUUAAUAAGACAGUAACAACUAAUAUCAAUGUUUCAAAAAUUAAGAUUUCAUAUAUAUUUAAUUUUUCCUUUUGCUUCAACAAAUCAUGAAUGAGUAAUUUAUCUGGUUAUUAAAUUAAUGAUUUAUUUCUGUUUAUUAACCAAACAAUUUUCUCCUUGUUAUAACGAGUUCAAGAUCGAUAUAACAGUUUCAAGAUCUGGUAACCCUAACUUUACACUAGAAAAAUUCACUGAUAUUAACGUUAAACACUGAACAACAGUAAUCGUACAAUCCAAUAGACUAUUCUAAUUACGAAACAAGUAUAAUCGACGAAAGAAUUGUCUACAAUAAGAAAAACACGAUUACAUCCGCAACGUCCAUCAAAAACACGUUAACAACAUCCGUUGCUCGAACCUUCGCGCGACCAUAUUGCAGAAAGCAUAAGUCUCAACGCUAGAACUACCGCGUCCGACAAAAUGGCGGGUUUCGGUUUCCUCGUUUCGCAAUUAUUGAUAUCCUAAAAGCGGUAAAUAUCUGAAAUGAUUUUAAAAAUGAAUAGUUUCAUUUGCAUGCUACAAUGAAUACACGAAGAAACCGAAAAUGAUCUAUUGUUACAACUUUUAUAAGUAUUACGCGUUAACCUCUUCAGACCUGAUUUUUCUACAAAAUGAUGUUCACAUAUCUGACAAUGGACACUGUUCAAUACAUCAUUAGCAACGAUAUUAUUUCGAAUAAAAUAGUGGUAGUAUAUUACUUUUCUAAUACAAAUAAACUCAAAGCAAAGGUGUAUUUAUUGCACAAUUCACGCUAUUGUUCCUAGAAAGAUUGAUGAUCGCUGAGAUCUAGGAAAUUAGUUCACGUCAAUCAAAAUCGACCUAAACAUUCACCAAGUAAUGUUUAUAAAAUUCAAUAUGAGUCAAAAUGUCUCUCCAUAAAUCACAAAUGAAAUUAUUACAACAUUAACAAAUAAUUUGAUUUGGUAAUGCACAAAUUAAAAUACGAGCCAAUGGAGAUCUCAAUGAAGACACUCUUGUCAUCUCCGCAGAAGAAUAAAACGAAGUCGAUUCGAACUUCUAUCGAUUCUAUCGUUAAUAUUUUAUCAGAUAUCGAAGUAGCGAAACAGUUAACGGUUAUAACGUGCGCUGGGUCUGAAGGGGUUAAUCACAGAAACACCCGGUAGUUCCAGCGUGAACGGAUCGCGGCGCGGCACUAGUACAAAAGAAGAUACAAAGUGGUCUUGGGUUAAGGUAUUACGCGAUUACGAAGCGAGUUUCGAGUUCCAUUCUAAAACAAUUGGCACGAAAUCGGCGAACUAACAGCGAUGGACCGUCUGUCCCUUCACGUUCGCGUUUACGUCGCAGCGGUUCGUUACUUGCACGUGGCCUAGGCUAACUCCGCGACCUCACGCUUCCGGCACAAUUAUUUUAACAUUAGCGUGAUAAUUAUAAUUACGGGUUAAUCGGUUACCUCUCUCGGGCAAUGUUACUUUCUUCACUGUUUCACAGUUGUUAUGUUUCAUUUGUUCCUUCCUUUAGGUCGACGUUAUUUAUAUUUAUAUACGUAUAUUUAUAUAUACAUACAGUAGACUCCCGUGAAACGCGAAUUCCUGUCGCCGAAGAUUUUGCGACCACCAUUUUCCUAACGCCACUCCUUGAACAACGCGAUACGUAAAAAUAAGAUUGUAAGCACUACAUCGUUCCUUCGCUAUUAUUUACCGAUUUCUCCUGUCCCCUAAUUAUUUAUUUCUCGUGAAACAAAAUUAGUUGGCGUGGUAAUAACCAGUUAAUAACUGCGUUUGACGAGUAUCUAUUUUUCUAGAUAAAUAUGUAACUCUUGUUUCGCUUGCUAACUGCAUUCGUCCUGCGUUUGACGAGUGCACACCAUUUUCCAUUUUAUCGCGAGCAAAACGAGAGUUUUUUCAAACUAAAUUCCACAGUUAACAGACUAAUCGUUUGGAACACGUUAAUUUUUAUUGUUCCUAUUACACGAGAACAAUCUCAUGCAGCAUGACUUCCUUAUAACGUGAAAUUAUACAACACGUGACGCAUUAACCGAGCGAUACAAGAGUUUACUGUAUAUAUCUAUAUUUAUAUAUUUAUAUAUAUAUAUGUGUUUGUGUGUGUCUGUGUUUCAUCAUCUUUGUGUGUAUAAUAUAUAAAUACAGCACGCAUUCACUAUGUACAGGCUCCGUCAGUGCUUUCUGUUUCACUUUCAUUCUCACUCUUACUUUGUUCAUAUACAUUGUCCCCUGUUUCCUCCCUUCAGUUUCCUCUUCAUCGCGCUCAACGCAACGCUCGCGGAGAAAGUCCAGACCGCGCGUCUCGUUCCGCGGUUUAUUUGUCCGCGCGUAUAAAUGCUCGCGGGAGAAACAAGCUUCUGCCAAAUCCGUCGGGCGGAAGCUCCGUCGGCUACGAAACGGGGAAACUUUUCCCCGCUCGCAUUAUUCCCGAUACCGUCGAUUGUCUUCGAUGCGCUCGCGAGUUACACGGCGAUCACGCGUCGUUACGGGAGAAACGAACGGGAUAUUUCUGCUUUGUUCGGAUGAUCGGGAAACUUAGUUUUCGGCAUCGGAUCUUGAGAUAAUUGUUGUUCGGAGAAAUUUUGCUUUUUUCAAACUAUCGAGAAUGCAUCGCUAUGGGAUUCUUUUCUAAGAGCUUGGGAUAAUUGUUGGUGUUCAGAGAAAUUUGGUGUUCUUUAAUUAUUGAGAAUUUUUUGGGUUUGAGGAAGAUUGAGAAUAUUGUCAUGGAAUUCUUUUUUGAGAUCUUGGGAUAAUUGUUGUUCAGAGAAAUUUGCUUGUUUUAAAUUAUUGAGAAUUUUUUUAGUUUGAGGAAGAUUGAGAAUGUAUCGCCAUGGGGUUCUUUUUUGAGAUCUUGGGAUAAUUGUUGUUGUUCAGAGAAAUUUGCUUGUUUUAAAUUAUUGAGAAUUUUUUUAGUUUGAGGAAGAUUGAGAAUUUUAGGAUAAUUAUUGCUACGAGUUUGAACGUGUCUGCUAAACGAUGUCACUUAGCACCAUGGCGAAUUUCACCUGUCCUUAUUGUGCUAAAUGUUACUGAUGUUUCCAGUGAUUAUUUGACCUUUUCGUAAAAGUUAGUUCUUUAUUUUAAAUCAAUUAUUUGACCAAACAUCAAUUCUAUUAUUUACACAUUUUAAUUAAACAUUGCCUAUUAUGUUCGUCUUCGUACAAAUCGAUGGAAGUGAAACAUUAUAUUCAACUUUAUAAGGUAUUCGCUAAAUUCAAUCAAUCAUUUAAGGCAACUGAAACUGUGCUAACAACGUACAGUACGGGUCAUCGUUGCAAAAUAAAUUGAUUUGGACAAAUAUGGCUCUGAACAUCUCCUUUUCUAGGAGCAUUGCCAUUUUUGUUAGAGGAGUUUACCAAGACUUGUUUCCUUAUUUUUCAGAAUGUUGUCCUUUCUCAAAUCUGGUCUUCGAAUCCUAUAUAGGCAUCUUUUGCAAUUAUAUAUUUUCGUUUAUUCAGGUUUAAAUCGUGAUUCGUUGUUUCGAAAUUGAACAGAAACGAUAACCAUCAUAUCUAUCGUUAACAUCUGAAUGUUUAAGGAAAUAAAUCUUCUAAAAUAAAAACUAUUUUAAUGUAAGGUAUUAAUUUUUACAUUUUUAUAUAAACAAUUCAAAUAAAAGUACGUAUAAGUAUUUUAUUUCAAUUUGUUAGGCCACGAGUCGUGUAGAAAUAUACACGAAUAUGAAUAAUUAUGUUUUUACUAAUAUAUGUACUCAUAUGUAUUUAAUUUUAUAUAAUUAUAUAUAAUUAUAUAUAAAAGUAUAAUUAUGAAGUUCGAUACAUAAAUGUACGUUACGCGUGCAAAAAUAUGUUACGUACGAAUGCAACGAACAGAAUGUGAAAGUUAAAAGAAUACAAUGUAUCGCAUAUAUUAAUGGCAAUUUUUAGAUACUACGAUUACACUAAAAUCAUUUAAUUAUUCACAUAGCUUAAUUACUCGACGCAAAUUAAUUUUCAAAGAGUAGUGCUCUUUUAUUUCGAAUUUCAUAAAUAUAUAUUUAUAAGGGAACCAUUAUUUUUAACCAUGUUUAUACCUAAAAAAUCACAAGAAAUAACAGUCCUACUUCAUUGUAAAAUAAAGUACGUCAUAUCGACUGUCCAAUAUUU